CAAGUGGGGGGCGUGCGCUCCGAGCGGGAAUGGCCCGUGGUGUGGGCGGUGGCCAAGGGUUCGUUUUGGAACAAAUGUAUCCUGGUACCCCUGGCCCUGCUUUUGGUGUGGUUGGCCCCUUGGCUGAUAACUCCAUUGCUGAUGCUGGGCGGGGCGUAUCUGUGUUUUGAGGGGGUAGAGAAAAUCGCCCAUAAACUCUUACACCCUGCGCAGGCGCAAGCCGAAGAGCUGGUCAACGAGGCCGAGAUCAUGAACGCCGUACAAGACCCCAGCGUAGACAUGCUGGCGCUGGAAAAAGAGAAAAUCAAAGGCGCUAUACGGACCGAUUUUAUCCUCUCGGCAGAAAUCAUCGUCAUCGCUUUAGGCACCAUAGCGGCAGAUUUGAGCAUAGGCACUAAAGCGGCGGUGCUGGCGGCGGUGGCCAUUGCUAUGACGGUGGGGGUGUACGGGGUGGUGGCCUUGAUUGUGAAAAUAGACGAUUUGGGUCUUUAUCUGAUGCAAAAGCGCCAGGCCUUGGUGCAGUGGCUGGGAGGGCUCUUACUCAAAGGCGCACCG
Molecule: messenger RNA, 555 nt
Organism: Darwinula stevensoni
Lineage: Eukaryota; Metazoa; Arthropoda; Ostracoda; Podocopida; Darwinulidae
Source: the annotation of a GenBank genome assembly